Cladophialophora bantiana CBS 173.52 is the source of this 675-nucleotide messenger RNA. RefSeq names its product adenine phosphoribosyltransferase. Gene Ontology annotation, molecular function: adenine phosphoribosyltransferase activity; AMP binding; adenine binding. Bases 1 to 675 code for a protein of 224 amino acids. Lineage: Eukaryota; Fungi; Ascomycota; Eurotiomycetes; Chaetothyriales; Herpotrichiellaceae. Gene Ontology annotation, biological process: AMP salvage; adenine salvage. Gene Ontology annotation, cellular component: cytoplasm. The record is from RefSeq and is a predicted model, not a curated record. The transcript is spliced from 3 exons.
AUGACCCUUUCCGCAGACAGUGACUGCAGUCAUGGCACCGCGCGACCAGAGCCCAAUGCCACCGCCUCCACCUCCCAACUCGCCCGUUCUGAAGCGUUGUCGGAACUGAAAGCUCGAAUCAAGGCGGGCUUGAAGACCUAUCCCGAUUUUCCAAAGAAGCUGUUGCUAAGUGGGUUGCUGGUGAAGAAAGGCAUCCUCUUCGAAGACAUCCUCCCACUAUUCGCCUCGCACUCUCUUCAUCUGGACUUGAUUCGAGCAUUCGAGCUCCAGAUCGCCGAAUCGCUCGGCCCACACAAUAUUCCUGAUGUGAUUGUCGGUCUUGACGCGAGGGGCUUCCUCUUUGGACCGACAUUAGCCUUACGAUUUGGAGCCGGCUUUGUUCCUGUCAGAAAGGCAGGCAAACUCCCUGGCAAGAUCGAAACAGCCGAUUUUCAGAAGGAAUAUGGCACCGACACCUUUGCCAUGCAGACAUCCGCUAUUCAACCUGGUCAGAAAGUCCUUGUGGUCGAUGACUUGAUCGCCACGGGCGGUUCGGCAGCGGCUGCAGGGACACUGGUCGAGAAAUGCGGAGGGCAACUGGUCGGAUUCGUCUUCAUCAUCGAACUCACUUUCCUCAACGGUCGAGACAAGCUCAAUGCUCCAGUUUUCACGCUCCUCGAGAGUCAAGAAGAAUGA